AUGCAAGGAAACAGGGCGACCAGCCCAUCCAAAUCCUUGGAAGCACGCCAGCUUGCCGACUGGGUGGAGAAAUUAGACCUGGAGAAUCAGGUGCUCCGGGAGUGCAUCUCCCGCUGUGCUGACACGCUGCUCAGCGACCCAGCGGCAGAAGACCGAAAUUCAGCGGCCGUGCGGAGGAAAGGACUGGCUGUCCUGCUGGAGAGUGGCCAGGCUGGCCCGGAUACUUCCAAAGCUCGACUUUAUGCCAAACAGCUGUUGCAGAGCCAAGUCCUGAAGUCAAGCCAUGGGCCUUCGAGCACAGGUCGUGCCGCAGCUUUACCGGCUGCGGAGCUUGAGCGGGAGCUCGAGCGGUCCAGUCUCGCGCUUGAUGAGCAGCUGCGCCAGCAGAAGUCCCGGCUGGCCUCCUUGGACGUUGAAGUCGAUGCACUACAGCAUGACCUGGCGGCGACACAAGAGAGGCAGCAGACUUUGGAGAACGCAGCGCUGGAAGAAAGGCUACGCCACGACGCUCUGAUCGCGUCCGAAAUGCAUCAGAUGCAGCUGGAGCUCUUUCAGAUCGAUCAGGAAACCGCUGUGCUUGAACCGAAGUUAUUGCAGAUGGAGCGACAUGGGCAGGCUGUGAAAGUCUUGGGGCACAUGCUAAAGUUUAUGGCGAUCGGCUUGGCACGCGAAAUCCUGUGGCGCUGGCGGUGCUUACUAUCACCUUGA
Molecule: messenger RNA, 708 nt
Organism: Symbiodinium pilosum
Lineage: Eukaryota; Dinophyceae; Suessiales; Symbiodiniaceae
Source: the annotation of a GenBank genome assembly